AUGGAUCAUCCAGAAAAUGUAGUAACACAGCUUAUCCAAGAAGAGCAUAGAUCGAAAUGGAUUGCACACAGCAAUCAUAAUGUGAAAUGUUUUACAGAAGAUGAGAUAAGAAGAUUAACAAACAGCUAUAAAACUGUACUCGGUAGAGGUGGCUUUGGAGAAGUUUACGAAGGGGUCCUUGAGGACAAAAGUAUCGUUGCAGUCAAGAAGUUUAUCUGCAACAUUAAAGAAAAUUUUGCCAAAGAGUUGACCGUCCACCGUGAGAUCAAUCACAAGAAUGUAGUCAAAUUGGUCGGCUACUAUGUAGAUGAAAAUGCCCUAAUGGUGGUCACGGAGUAUAUUCCUAAAGGAAAUCUGAGUGACAUCCUUCACCGGGAUAGUAUUCCCAUCGUUUUGGAUACACGGCUAAGAAUUGCCAUUGAAUGUGCAGAAGCAUUGGCCUAUAUGCAUUCACAAAUGUAUACUCAGGUCAUUCAUGGUGAAAUCAAGCCUGCUAAUAUACUUCUGGAUGAUGGACUCGGUGCAAAAAUAUCAGACUUCGGAAUAUCAAGACUAGUCAACACAGAAAAUACUCUGUAUACCCUAAAUGUGAUAGGAAGUAUAGGCUACAUGGACCCUCUAUUUGCGCAGAGUGGCCGCCUCACAGCAAAGAGUGAUGUUUAUAGUUUUGGAGUUGUGCUCCUGGAACUGAUAACCAGAAAAAAAGCAAGAACAGAGUUUGGGGAGAUUGCCUUGGUUGAAAGUUUUAUUCAAUCUCUUUCAAAAGGAUUUAGGAGUGUGAGGGAGAUGUUUGAUCCUGAAAUUGUAACAUCGAGCGACAUCAAGACUAUCCAAGAGAUUGCUAAGUUGGCAGUGACGGGCCAAUUGUUCGAGCUGGACGACCUGCUUCAGUCAUCGCCUUGUGAAAUUCUGGGCAAGGGUACAGUAGGGACAACAUACAAAUCCACGCUUUACAGUGGAUAUGAGCUGGUGGUGAAGAAUCUGAAGAAUGAGGACUUGACAAAGGUGGAAUUUGAGCAGCAUGUCACGCUCAUUUGCGCCAUCCAAGACAAACACAUUGUGCCACUGCAGGGUUAUUGCUAUAGUGAGUAUAGUAAGUUCCUAGUCUACAAUAUCAUCCCCAGAGGUAGCCUAGCGAAAGUGCUCCACGGUGACGGAGUCUCUGGCCCAGCUCCACUGAACUGGGAGCAGAGGUUAGCCAUCUCACUUGCUGCUGCGCGCGGUGUGGAGGCCAUCCACUUAGCUGGACCAUCGAGCUGCCAUGGCAACAUCAAAUCUUCCAACAUCCUGCUCACUGGCACUCACGACACAUGUCUGUCGGAACAUGGCCUGAUAGCACUUGGUAUAUAUUCCAAUGCCUCCGGCUAUCGCGCACCUGAGGUCACCAGCAAUAGGUGGGUCUCCCAGAAAGCCGAUGUGUACAGCUUCGGCAUCCUGCUGCUGGAACUUCUCACUCGCAAGGCUCCGGCAAACAGCAUAAAGAAUGAGCAGGGAGGAGAUUUGGCAUUGUGGGCGUGUUCCGUUUUACCUGAGGAGGAGUGGACGGCAGAGGUGUUUGAUGUGGAGCUCCUACGAUGGCGGGCCUACAUGGGAGGGGAGAGCUUGGUGCUACUUCUGCAACUCGCCAAAAACUGUUGCAGUACAGAUGCUGACUCGAGGCCUACAAUGUCUGAUGUCGUGCAGCAAAUCGUGGAGAUCCGACAACUAUGACUCCUGACCA
Messenger RNA from Aegilops tauschii subsp. strangulata, 1720 nucleotides. NCBI's taxonomy places the organism in Eukaryota, Viridiplantae, Streptophyta, Magnoliopsida, Poales, Poaceae. The record is from RefSeq and is a predicted model, not a curated record.